UCUGUGCCUUAACCCUUGACAUUUUCAGGUCACAAUUAUAUUGGAUCUGAGCACCUGCUUCUGGGUCUUCUUCGAGAGGGUGAGGGUGUAGCAGCACGUGUUCUGGAAAACCUGGGUGCUGAUCCAACUAAUAUUCGCACACAGGUAAUUCGCAUGGUGGGUGAGAGUGCUGACAGUGUUACUGCUACUGUUGGUUCAGGAAGUAGUGGCAAUAAGAUGCCAACUUUGGAGGAGUAUGGUACCAAUUUGACCAAGCUAGCGGAAGAGGGAAAAUUGGAUCCUGUUGUGGGAAGGCAGCAGCAAAUUGAACGUGUGACUCAAAUUUUAGGUCGUCGAACCAAAAAUAAUCCUUGUCUGAUUGGAGAACCUGGUGUUGGGAAGACAGCAAUUGCUGAAGGUCUUGCCCAACGGAUUGCAAAUGGUGAUGUACCUGAAACCAUAGAGGGAAAAAAGGUUAGUAGAAAUCAUUUUACCUCUGCUGUUCAACUCGCUGAAUUUGUGUAUAGUAAUUCUAAAACAGUCUCGUUUGUUGAUAUUUGUUUAUUAUUAUUAUUAUUACAUUGCAUGACUAAAAGGAGUUGCAUGGCACCAAGGUGGUCAAACCAGUAUCUGGGCUAUGCUGUCUCAUUUUCUGUCAUAUGAUUGUAUGAUAUUAAU
Molecule: messenger RNA, 657 nt
Organism: Cajanus cajan (pigeon pea)
Lineage: Eukaryota; Viridiplantae; Streptophyta; Magnoliopsida; Fabales; Fabaceae
Source: RefSeq, a predicted model, not a curated record